Molecule: messenger RNA, 486 nt
Organism: Prunus armeniaca (apricot)
Lineage: Eukaryota; Viridiplantae; Streptophyta; Magnoliopsida; Rosales; Rosaceae
Source: the annotation of a GenBank genome assembly
AUGGCUCGAGAAGAUUUAGACCUCGGUGCUCUAAACCAUGCUCUGAGCUCUGCUCAAAUUUCGAAAGACAAAGAACCGGCUGCUCCCAGCUACUACAGCAACGAAGACGAUGCUGGUGGCCUGCAGAUCACGUGCUUCACUGAAGUCGUCAACGAUACUACUUUCCACUUCCAAAUCAUGCGCCUUCCCAAGCAGAUAUAUGCAUGGAUUGGCUGCAACUCUGCAAAAUUGGGACAUUUGUAUGCAGCAGCACCCAUGAGACCUAACAGUACAGUGGGUGUUACAUCCAUACUUGGUGGGGCUUCUGAUAAUACAGGGUCGAGCAUUGCUCGAAGAUUAGUUUUAAAGACGGGACUGAAUAUAAUUCUGGCUUGCAACAUUCCUAAGAAUAGCCCCAUGAUUGAGGCAGAUGCUGAAAAGUUGUUGGUUCAGAAGCUAAUCAGUCUUGGGUACACAAGGCCAAAGGCAGAAGGAUUGUCUUCAUAG